AUGUGGUGGUGCAGAGGAGAAAGGUUGAAAGAGAAACGCCCGCAGUGCGGUUCAAAAGACGCGCCUUCCCAGAAAACGCGAACAAUCGCGCUAGUGGCUCUAGCGCGUAACCCCCGUAAGUCCACCACCGCACACCUUCAAAUUUCACCUACAUCGACCCUGAGACACAGCAUUGCUGCAAGAACAGCAAUGACGGGAGCAAGGGAAGUAAAGGUAGCGCUAUCGAAAGUAUCAGUCCGUCCAGUUACAGAGAGCGAGUAUCAGAACACGCAAGGUCAAGUCCUACAAGGGGAUUCUCCGUUCCCGCUGAACGUAGUAGGAAGCGAAGACACAGUCCAUUAUCCUAGACGACGUGUGGGCGAUGAAGUUCGUAUUUGCCAGUCCGAGCAUGAUGAAGUCAAACUUGGAUCCAAAGACAAGUGCCAGAAGCAUGACUCCGGUCGAACAAUUCUGCCAGGCAGCAUAGGGUCGAUUCUUAGAGCAGAAAAUGACAAUGGCGGCGAUAUGAACAAGCACUUUCACAAUCUCGUGUCCAACUUUCACAGUUCUAAAAAGAAGUUGACAAAAAAGGAGGACUGUCACAGGUGUAUUCCCAGCUGUCCGAUGAGAGCAGGAUUUGAACCUACGCCUCCGAAGAGAAUAGAUUACAACCAAUGGAUUUUCAAUGUGAAUAUGUUGGAAUUUCUGACUCACGGUGCGUCGGCUAGCCGCUGCGCCCAUGUCUAUGCGCCUGAGACCUUGAAGCGAGCUACCAGCGUACCACUGUUGUAA
This is a messenger RNA of Pseudocercospora fijiensis CIRAD86, 771 nucleotides long. RefSeq lists its product as uncharacterized. Bases 1 to 771 code for a protein of 256 amino acids. The record is from RefSeq and is a predicted model, not a curated record. The transcript is spliced from 5 exons. NCBI's taxonomy places the organism in Eukaryota, Fungi, Ascomycota, Dothideomycetes, Mycosphaerellales, Mycosphaerellaceae.